Molecule: messenger RNA, 3092 nt
Organism: Nyctereutes procyonoides (raccoon dog)
Lineage: Eukaryota; Metazoa; Chordata; Mammalia; Carnivora; Canidae
Gene: AANAT
Product: aralkylamine N-acetyltransferase
Exons: 4
Coding region: 1994-2617 (207 amino acids)
Biological process (GO): melatonin biosynthetic process; circadian rhythm; response to light stimulus
Cellular component (GO): cytoplasm
Molecular function (GO): aralkylamine N-acetyltransferase activity
Source: RefSeq, a predicted model, not a curated record
CAGAGACACAGGCAGAGGGAGAAGCAGGCUCCAUGCAGGACCCAAUCCCAGGACCCCAGGAUCACGGCCAGGGCUAAAGGCAAGCUAAACGGCUGAGCCACCCAGGGAUCCCUGUUUACCAGAAAUUUGAAUGUCACAAGGCUUCCUGCAUUUUUAUCUGCUAAAUCUAGUAAACAUUCACAAGGUACAUGUCCUAAGGCCAUUCUGCUGAUCAGAUUAAUUUUAGAACAGCCCCUGGGGGAGGACUCCCUGGUGUCCAGACACGUUAGUGUUCUGAAAUGCCUCAGCAGGGGCGCCUGGGUGGCUCAACUGGUUAAGCAUCUGCCUUUGACCCAGGUCUUGAUCUCAGGGUCCUGGAAUCAAGCCCUAUAUGAGGCUCCCUGCUCAGCAGGGAAUCUGCUUCUUCCUCUCUCUCUCUCUCUCUCUCUCUGCCCCUCCCACCACUCGAGUCUUUCCAUCUCUCUCUCAAAUAACUUAAAAAAACCCCACAACUGAAUGCUAUAUUGUCAGCACCCCAGAAGCCCCCCUAGGGCCACCACUGCCUCCAACACACAGAUUAGAACAGAAUCCGUGGACUCAGAACCAAUCUUGUUUGGGGACUUCUUUCAUUCCCUGUCGCAUUGGGUAAGGGUCCUUGGUUAUGCCGUGUGUCCUCAUGGCCGUUUGCUCUCCUGCCUGGAUGAUCCUCCACUUUGUGUCUAUUCUGCAGUCCCUUACUGCUGAUAGUCAUCUGGGCUGUUUCCAGUUGGAGAACCUUCUAGCUCUUUGGGGCUCGAGUGGGAUUGCAGGUCGCAGGGUGCGAGUCUAGCUUUGGCAGCUACUCUGAAGUCUUCCAAAGUGGCAGCCGCAGCACUGGGGUGAUUUAAGUACCUUGGGGCAGGUGUGGGAGACUCAGCAGGAUACCAGGGGGAUGGGAGGAGGACGUGGGCCACCAAGGACCUUUGGCUUGUUCUGGUUGGUUUCUGCUACUGAUAGUGGACAGCAGGAUUUGACUUACUUCUGGAUCUUGGGAUUUUCCCCAGAGAGCUCUGGAAAGAGGUAUGCAUGGGUACAUGCGUGGAGGAGGUAAUUUAUGAGAGCAGGAUGUAGAGUGGUUUGGCUGGUCAUCGGUGGCUUGCCUCUGUCUACACAGAAAGGUCUAAACACUGCCUGCCUUUCCAGUCUUCACAGGCUCUAGUAGACUGUGCAACCCAGAGCCAGAUUUGGGCAUUCCCUCCCAAGGCCAAUGGGUCACUCACUCGCUCCCCCCACUUUGGUAGACCCUGACUUGGGGACACAGUCUCAUGAUUGGUAGAACUGUGAAGACGUGCACCCACCACUUGGAAAAUCCACUAGGCCUGACAGCCCCGGGGGGAAUAGUGUGGUGCGGUGUCUAAGCCUCUAAGCCCUCUCUGAGCCUCAGUUUCCUUCUCCUUCUCUGGGUUAAUACUAGGUGGGGCUCUCAUGUAGAUUAAAAGACAUUCUUGCUGAGGCUCAACACCUCAUGUGACUCUGCAAGUGCUACAAAUGGUAGCACCCUUGGGCUGCAGGAGCUGGAAGGACUCUCGGACGUGGGCUUGUCCAAGCCUCUAGAGCACAAAGGGUGAAUGCCUAUCCCAGCCCGGCAGAGCUGGAGCAGGGAUUAGCGCUGGACCCCUGAGGUUUAGCCCUGUGCUCUUCCCCCAGAUUCUGGGGCCUCAAUCAAUCACUCUAAUCCCCUGCGCGUUUAGUAUGUCACGCUGAUGUGUGACCAGCAGGCAGGGACAGGGCAUGUAGCUGCACAGCCCUGCUGGCUUUGUCCUACUGCUGCAACAAGGAGGCGGGGCAGGGAUUAUAAACCUGUGCAAACAACACAUUUUCUCCAGUGACACCUGCUGCAACAGUCACACACCCCAGAGUCCCAAUUUUCCCGGCUCCUGUGCCUGUGGACGACCUCCAGGGUGCUGGAAGGCCCUUUUUGGUGACGAAGGCCACUCCUGCCGCCGGGCGGCCCGGGCAGCCACCAGCAGCCAGCAUGUCCACACAGAGCGCACACCACCUGGAGUCCGAGGCCUCGCACCUGCAGCCGGAGAUCCCGGAGGCCCUGAGCCGCCGGCGCCGCCACACACUUCCCGCCAGCGAGUUUCGCUGCCUCACCCCAGAGGAUGCUGCCAGCGUGUUUGAGAUCGAGCGCGAAGCCUUCAUCUCUGUCUUGGGCAUCUGCCCACUGUAUCUGGACGAGAUCAAGCACUUCCUGAGCCUGUGUCCAGAGCUGUCCCUGGGCUGGUUCCAGGAGGGCCGCCUUGUGGCCUUCAUCAUUGGCUCGCUUUGGGAUGAGGAGAGACUCACUCAGGAGUCGCUGACGCUGCACCGGCCUGGGGGUGACACCAUCCACCUACACGUGCUGGCGGUGCACCACACUUUCCGGGGGCAAGGCAAGGGCUCCAUGCUGAUGUGGCGCUACCUGUACCACCUGGGGAGCCAGCCAGCAGUGCGCCGGGCCGUGCUCAUGUGCGAGGACGCGCUGGUGCCCUUCUACCAGAGUCUGGGCUUCCACCUUGUGGGCCCGUGCGCCAUCACCCUGGGCUCACUCACCUUCACUGAGCUCCAAUGCUCCAUGCGGGGCCAUAUCUCCCUGCGCAGGAACAGUGGCUGCUGACCAGGGCACCCCACCCACCCAGCUGCCACCCCAGGGCGCCCACAGCCACAUGCCAGAGUUCCUACCCAUCCCCAAUGUCCCCUUCUCCCCUGGCCCAGGCUGCCCAGCUAGAGCACGGGUGGUGCACUUUCCAGCGGGUUCUCAUGUGGCUCCCCGGACCUCCUGCAUCCCCAGCUGUGAUGGAGGUGGGGCCGGGUUGGUAACCGGGGACAGCAGGUGUCCCGUGACCUGCCUCAGUGACUCUCUCCUUCUCAAGAACCAAUGGUGGGCCCUCUGGGCAGACAGCAUCCUGGUCCUUAUGGAGGUGUCAGGGAUUCCCUUUCUCAUCCUCAGCCCCAGAACAGGGAGCAGGGGGAAGCUGGGAACAGGAAAGUACAGGGGCUACCUCCCAGCUCCCCCGUGUGCUCUCCACCCCCGACCUCAGACACCCUGGGUCCUCCUCCCCCUAAUAAAGUAAUCGUUCUGCAUAACCUUC